AUGAGUGAUAACUUAAUUUGGGCAAUUAAAAAUGGCGAUCUCGAAGCCGUAAAAAUGACGAUUAGCAGUCAAAAUAUUGAUGUUAAUGGACAAUUACAAAGUGGGCGAAUGCCUUUGCAUUACGCAGCUGAUUAUGGACAGGCUAAAGUGAUGGAUUACCUUCUCGAUCAAGGUGCUAAUAUCAAUCAACUUGAUAAGCAUGGCAUUUCUCCACUACUAGCUGCAAUCUGGGAAGGCCAUACAAACUGUGUCAAGUUAUUGAUCGAUCGUGGAGCCGACAAAAAUGCAAAGGCUCCAAGUGGCAAUAGCUAUAUCCAAGAAGCGGAAUCACAAGAAAUUCGUCAACUAUUAGCAUAG
Molecule: messenger RNA, 357 nt
Organism: Trichoplax adhaerens
Lineage: Eukaryota; Metazoa; Placozoa; Uniplacotomia; Trichoplacea; Trichoplacidae
Exons: 1
Coding region: 1-357 (118 amino acids)
Biological process (GO): regulation of barbed-end actin filament capping
Cellular component (GO): nucleus; cytoplasm
Molecular function (GO): protein binding
Source: RefSeq, a predicted model, not a curated record